AUGCCCAAUGCGAAGGAAAAUUCACGAAUCGUGAGGGUUAAAGUUAUAGCUGGCAUUGGCCUUGCCAAGAAGGAUAUCUUGGGAGCUAGUGAUCCGUAUGUGAGAGUGACGUUAUAUGACCCGAUGAAUGGAGUUUUUAUAAGUGUGCAAACGAAAACCAUUAAAAAGACUUUGAAUCCAAAGUGGAAUGAAGAAAUAUUAUUCAGAGUCCAUCCGCAGCAGCACCGGCUCCUUUUUGAAGUGUUUGAUGAAAAUCGGUUGAUUCUUCCUGAAGAGGUUACCACUACACGCGAGUUAGGGUUGAGCCUCUUCUUAUGGGAGUUGCUGGCCUACAGACCUACAAUUUACCCGGGUUCCACGGGCCACUUGUGUGACAGAUCCUGUGAUGUCCCAGACCUCAGCCAGCAACAGGAGCUGUUCAGCCUCUAG
Messenger RNA from Echinops telfairi (small Madagascar hedgehog), 429 nucleotides. RefSeq names its product E3 ubiquitin-protein ligase NEDD4-like. Gene Ontology annotation, cellular component: synaptic vesicle membrane. The transcript is spliced from 6 exons. Gene Ontology annotation, molecular function: calcium ion binding. The record is from RefSeq and is a predicted model, not a curated record. Lineage: Eukaryota; Metazoa; Chordata; Mammalia; Afrosoricida; Tenrecidae. Gene Ontology annotation, biological process: regulation of neurotransmitter secretion. Bases 1 to 429 code for a protein of 142 amino acids.